AUCCCCUGUAAGCGAAGGAAUGACCUGGAACAUCCGGUUUUUGAAUGCAUGUGGCUCUGGCUUCGACCUCAUCGCUUACCGCGUCCACUCUCAGGGAUUAUAUGCGGGAUUGUGUAUUUUCCAGAGGCCAACGCACAAGAAAAUGAAGAUAGGGUCUCAUACAUUAUCGAAACUCUAGACUCUGUUAGGCUCGCACACCCCGACUGUGGUGUCAUUGUUCUUGGAGACUUUAAUAGCCUGGYCCCAAAAAAUAUUCUUAACCAUCACAACCUUAAACAASUAGUACGUGAUCCAACGCRGCUGGACAGCAUCCUAGACCUGAUCUUAACUGACCUGCACAAACACUAUGAUAAACCAGUCGUUAGCGCUAAUUUGGGUACCUMSGAUCACAACUCAGUUUACUGGCGAYCAAAAUCAUCCUGCACAAUCUCGACUCCUGUCAAAAAGGCCCAGAAACAYAKCAUACGUCGGUUCCCAGAUUCUUCAAUAAAUGCUUUUGGGAGAUGGGUUUCAAACCAUGAAUGGUUUCCUGAUAAUACGCCUUCUGUUAACAGCAUGGCAGAGUCUUUUAAUAAUGAUCUAAAGGUGGCAAUCGACACGUUUUUUCCUCUGAAGUCGGUGAGACUCCAUCCAACUGACAGACCCUGGAUAACGUCACGCAUCAAACAGCUUAUUCUUGAAAGGCAACRUGCUUUCCACUCUGACAAAGAUGGCAUAUGGAGAGAGCUGCGCACUAAAGUACGGGACGAGAUUGCCGCCAGGAAAACCGCCUUUUAUACAGAAAAAGUUAGCCACCUAAAAGCAACAGAUCCACGAAAAUGGUGGAGCCUGGUGAACAAACUUUCAGGCAAAUGUAGUGACACAAAAGUUAUCAGCUAUGAAGUCAAUGGCAAACUUUUCUCAGGAACUGAGUUGGCGAACAGACUGAAUGAGUUCUUCAUCUCAGUGACAUCUGAUGUUCCAGCCCUGGAUUUUGAAUCUCUACCUGCUUUCCUACCUGCACCUGACGAGCUACCUACCAUCAAACCAGAUGAAGUCUAUAAAAAGCUGUGCUCUCUAAAUCCAUUUAAAGCGUGCGGACCUGAUGAAAUUCCAAAUCGAGUCCUAAAGACCUUUGCUUUUGAGCUAGCUGUGCCGGUGACCCACAUCUUUAACCAGUCCAUCUCUUCCGGCGUUUUCCCUACAGUGUGGAAGGAUGCCUAUAUCUCACCUAUACCCAAGACAUCGGUCGUUACUUCCGACAGCGAUCUACGCCCCAUAGCUCUAACAGCAUGUCUAUCUAAAUUGCUAGAGGACUUCGUUGUUGGUUGGCUAAUGAACGAUAUCAAAGACUUCAUUGACCCAAAAGCAGUUUGGUUCUUUGAAAGGACGAUCCACCACAUUUUGUCUAUUGGACAUGAUCCACAACUGGCUUUCAUCAUUGGAUUCGCCAGGAACGUAUCUUAGGGUAUGUUUCCUUGACUUUUCUAAGGCGUUUGACCAUAUAGACCACACUAUUCUUGUACGAAAGCUCCUGGGUAUGGGCGCAAGAACUAGCAUCAUAAGAUGGGUGUGUAGCUUCCUGUCACUGAGAAGACAAGCUGUGAAGCUCAACGGUGUACUUUCCAAGUGGGCCCAAGUGCAUGCUGGUGUUCCACAGGGAACAAAACUGAGACCAAUCCUAUUCCUCAUCAUGGUUAAUGACUUAGCUCAAAGAUCUCCCCUAAAAUCAAGUCAUUGGAAAUACGUGGAUGAUAUCACAUUGUCUGAAGUAGUCUCC
Messenger RNA from Exaiptasia diaphana, 1759 nucleotides. RefSeq lists its product as uncharacterized. Bases 49 to 1446 code for a protein of 465 amino acids. NCBI's taxonomy places the organism in Eukaryota, Metazoa, Cnidaria, Anthozoa, Actiniaria, Aiptasiidae. The transcript has a single exon. The record is from RefSeq and is a predicted model, not a curated record.